Messenger RNA from Rubroshorea leprosula, 1836 nucleotides. NCBI's taxonomy places the organism in Eukaryota, Viridiplantae, Streptophyta, Magnoliopsida, Malvales, Dipterocarpaceae. The record is from the annotation of a GenBank genome assembly.
AUUAAAUGAGUACCAAAAUAUAAGAAAAAAAAACUCAUACUUUUCAAUUCUUGUUCAUAUUUCCUACAAAAAAUUGAAAUUAACACUGUCAAAUAUUCUAAAAAUUAAAUAAUAGAAGAGAAUGGUGAGAAAGAGAAAAGAAGAGAGAAAAUGAGGGAAGAAAUGAGAAGAGAAAAUGGGAGGAGGUAGGUCACAGAGUUAGGGGAACAAGUUAUAUUUUCUAAUCAAAUACUGAUGGAUGAUCCAAGUACACCAAGAGCUGUAGUCUCUACUACAACAACUGAAGAAAAUGAAACAACAUUGAUAGAAUCAAACUUUGACAUGCUUCAACCUGCUGGGAACCAACAAAACAGAAGCCGCUCAGAUGACCCUGUUGGCAUACAUUCUGAUACUGAAGACCACCUUGUCCCAAGUAAUGCUUCCAUUGAAGAACUUAUUACAAAAAUCGGAAAGGCUUUGUUGAGAAGGGCCCCAUUAGCUACCAAGAGACAUGCUCAUCGUAUGCAUAUGGAUACUGGAAAAAGCCCUGUCCCAAGUGACCUUAGCCCUGACGAUGUAGCAGGCAAUAUAGGAAAGGAUUUGGGAGAGCGUCCUUUGAUUAAAGGGCCUGGACCUAUUGGCAUACUUUGGGAUAUUGAAAACUGCCCCGUACCAGGUGACGUUAGCCCUGAUGAUGUAGCUGCCAAUAUAAGAAACGCUCUGAGAGAGCAUCCUUUGAUUAAAGGGCCCAUUACCAUGUUCUCUGCAUAUGGAGAUUUUAACUGCUUUACAAGGCGCCUUAGAGAGGGUUGCCAGAGAACUGGUGUCAAACUCAUUGAUGUUCCAAAUGGAAGAAAGGAUGCUGCUGACAAGGCUAUCUUGCUUGACAUGUUUAUGUUUGCUCUUGACAACCCCCCACCAUCUUCAAUAAUGCUGAUUUCAGGGGAUGUAGAUUUUGCUCCAGCUCUUCACAGUCUGGGCCAGCGUGGUUAUACCAUCAUUCUUGGUGUUCCAUCUGGCAUAAGCGUUUCCUCUACCUUAUGCAAUGCUGGUAAGUUUGUUUGUGAUUGGCCUAGUAUGGCUCGUGGGGAAGGCUUUAUUUCGCCUUCUGAAGCUCUCAUGCGUGCUCAAGAACUAAAGUUGGCGCAGCCCGGAGAUAUAAAUGGUUUGAAAGGACAGCUGGUGAAGUUGCUUAAAUUAUCGGGAGGCUGUCUGCCUUUUACCCGAGUUCCUAUUGAGUACCAGAAAAUGUUUAGAAGGCCGCUCUGUUGUUCAGAGUUUGGAACAUUCAAGCUUGUUAGUCUCUUCAAGAAGAUGGAUGAUGCUAUGGCGAUUGAUGGAAAAGCCAACAAGAUUUAGUUCAAGAUUCUGGAGCAUUUAGCCUUUUGUUUUUCUCUAUUUGUUGUAAUUUAACAAAAUUUCAUGUUGGGAUGAAUGAUUUCUAAGAGUUGAGUUGUAUUGAUUUCUAGUAAUGGUUAUUCUCAAAUUUGGUUUCUUGGUAAGAAUCGAAAUGGCGGUUAAUUUAUAUCUAUGUUCUUGCACUGCAAACUUGAAGGUGUUGUCCAGUUCUUAAAGGGUUCUUGAUAUUCAUAUGAUUUCAACUGGGAAAUGAGUCAAAAGAGCUUGAUUUACAGCUUUGUUGCGAAAGGAAAUGUUAUGUUACUCUUCGACUCUCCUUGUCUUGCUGUCGAUUCAAAUGCUUUCAAGUUUGCAAGGGCAAAAUUUUUCCCCUUUGUUCUUAGUAGUUAUCAAUUAACUAGAGCGAAAGGAUGAUGGGGGCUUUUUCCUCGACCUGAACAAUAUGCUAGCCGUAUUAGUCAUUGCCAUAUUUUGUACUUAUAAAUUAAUGCGAAUUCU